This is a messenger RNA of Torulaspora globosa, 2046 nucleotides long. It is a transcript of the gene PAP2, whose product is annotated as non-canonical poly(A) polymerase PAP2. The transcript has a single exon. Gene Ontology annotation, biological process: RNA 3'-end processing. Bases 1 to 2046 code for a protein of 681 amino acids. The record is from RefSeq and is a predicted model, not a curated record. Gene Ontology annotation, cellular component: nucleolus; TRAMP complex. NCBI's taxonomy places the organism in Eukaryota, Fungi, Ascomycota, Saccharomycetes, Saccharomycetales, Saccharomycetaceae. Gene Ontology annotation, molecular function: poly(A) RNA polymerase activity; mRNA binding.
AUGGGUCGUAAAUCACCAAGUUUGCCCAGCGACCGUAACAGGAGCAAUGGUGCCGGUUCGAAGAAACCCAGCGGAUCCUCUGACAGUAGAAACCGGAAGAAAAGAAUCGUAAAGCGAAUGCGAAAGUCUUCGUUAAGCAAAGCUGAGAAACAGUUCCAGGUGUUUAAUCAAGUUGAUGAGCACGUUAACAAGUACGAGAAUUUGGACCUUGAUGCAAGCGAUAUAGAAACGCGAUCUCCAAGAAAGAAAAAGAGCCACGUUAGUAACGACAUCCUUGUUAUCGAUGAAGAGGAUAAUGAUGAUGGUUAUGAUGAUUACGACGGCCAUUAUGACAGUCCCCGACCUUCGGUCCCCGUAGUGGAUGUGGAAUCCGAACAUGAAGAGACCGUUUCUUCGGGGCAAAGCCCACAGCUUAGUGUUGCAACAUCCGAGAAUGGCUUGGAAGCGAACGAAGACUUUAUCGCACUUUCUAACAGCUCAGAAGAAGAACCAGAACCUGAGCUAUCUGGCGAGGACCAGGACCAUCCACAUGGUGCCGGCGCAGAAGGUCAGCUAUCUCCAUCCAAAAGAGCCACCACGAAUACUGACUAUCCCUGGAUCCUGAACCAUGAUCACUCUAAGCAGAAGGAGAUUGCAGAUUGGUUGACCAUGGAGAUUAAGGAUUUUGUAGCUUAUAUCUCCCCUAAUCGUCAGGAGAUUGAAAUUCGUAAUAGGACAAUCAGCAGGAUACGUGCGGCGGUGAAGGACCUAUGGCCGGACGCCGAUUUGCACGUAUUCGGUUCGUACGCUACCGACCUUUAUCUGCCCGGCUCCGAUAUCGAUUGUGUGGUCAACAGUGCUAGUGGUGAUAAGGAAAACAGAAAUAGUCUUUAUUCUUUGGCUAGCUUCUUAAAGCAACGAAAGCUCGCGAGCCAGGUGGAGGUCAUAGCCAAGGCUCGUGUACCGAUCAUCAAAUUCGUUGAACCACAUUCGCAGAUCCAUAUCGAUGUCUCCUUCGAACGCACAAACGGCUUAGAAGCCGCCAAGCUGAUAAGGGAGUGGUUAGAGGAGACGCCUGGUUUGCGAGAGCUAGUGCUGAUCGUGAAACAGUUUCUUCACUCCAGGAGGCUUAACAACGUUCAUACCGGUGGUCUAGGCGGGUUCAGCAUCAUAUGUCUCGUAUAUUCGUUUUUGCAUCUGCAUCCAAGAGUUGCCACCGGAGAAAUUGAUCCCAGAGAUAACCUGGGGGUCUUGCUAAUAGAUCUCUUCGAAUUAUAUGGUAAAAACUUUGGUUACGAUGACGUUGGGAUAACUGUGCAAGACGGGCACCCUGCAUAUAUUCCAAAACGUGAAUGGAAAGAUUUACAGCCCGGUAGAAGUCCAUUCACUUUAGCCAUUCAGGAUCCUGGCGAUCCGACCAAUAACAUCAGUCGCGGAUCUUUCAAUCUUCGAGACAUUAAGAAGUCUUUUGCUGGGGCUUUUGAUUUAUUGACAGACAGAUGUUUCGAACUCGAUAUGGCGACAUUUAAAGAUAGAGUUGGCAGAAGCAUAUUGGGAAAUGUGAUAAAGUAUCGUGGCAAGCCAAGAGAUUUCAAUGACGAGAGAGAUCUUGUGGAGAACAAGGCCAUUAUUGAGAACGAAAAUUACCACAAGAAACGAACCAGAAUCGUUCAUGAGGAAGUAUUCACAGACUAUAGUAGCGACGAGGGCCUCAACGGGAAGGGUGAGGACGCAUAUCACGUAGAGGAGCCUGCAAGGAAGAAGCGGGCUACAAAACCAAAAAACUCUCCAAAAGACAGCAGGAGCGAAAAGAAAAAGCAAUCUGUGGACAGUUUAAUGGGAAUAUCGACCAAUGAUGACGGAGAGGGGGAGGAUGACUACAAUCCAUUAGAUGCACGGGAGAGCAGCGGAACCACUGAAAAGGAGAAUACAGAGGAUGCCGAAGUAGGCGCGAGUGGAAAACCCGAGGCUGCUCUCAAGAAGAUAACAGUAGACGCGCAAACUAGAAGGGAUUAUUGGCUGGGGAAAAGUAAUGCGUUAUCGAACGCUAGCGCUGAUCAUAGCUAG